Molecule: messenger RNA, 4299 nt
Organism: Stylophora pistillata
Lineage: Eukaryota; Metazoa; Cnidaria; Anthozoa; Scleractinia; Pocilloporidae
Product: glycine dehydrogenase (decarboxylating), mitochondrial-like
Biological process (GO): glycine decarboxylation via glycine cleavage system
Cellular component (GO): glycine cleavage complex; mitochondrion
Molecular function (GO): glycine dehydrogenase (decarboxylating) activity; glycine binding; pyridoxal phosphate binding
Source: RefSeq, a predicted model, not a curated record
AAUUAGACGGCAUAUUUACCCUAGAAGUGUUUAUCUCGAAAUUAAACAGUCUUCAUUAAGUACUUGACGAUCCGAAGAACCUUUGCACACGUGCUUUUGAAGAGCUAGUGUGUGUAAAUUCCGUCCUUUGUUUCCGUGCAUGAUGAAUUCAUGUCGCGGAAGCCAUGUCCAUAUUUGCAGAAAUGCACUUUCCAUAUUUGUCGAUGGCUCCCAUAACCAGAAUUCGCGUCGUAAGAGGUUCAUUUCUGGCUAAGGACAACCUCAGUUGCCCAAGGCUACCUCACGUAUGUAACAAAACCGAGGAGCCUUUCAAAAUUGAUUUGUGUUUUUCAAAAUCUUACUUUGAAUCAUGUACCGAACAGCUUUUCGCGCGGGAAAGCGUUUGUAUGCGAGCAGUUUAUGGAAGGCAAUCGACAGUGAUUUUACUGCGAAGUCUACGGGUAGAACGAUCAAAGCUUCGCUGAUGGUGGCGCGAUGUUCUUCAAGUUCAAUUCAGAAAUUCAGUUUAAGCGAGAUUACUCCAUCUUCAGAUGCAUUUUGUCGUCGACACAUAGGACCCGAUGCCGAGGAGGAAAAAGAGAUGCUUCGAACACUCAACUUACAGAACAUAGAUGAGCUGAUCGACAAAACUUUGCCAUCCGCAAUCAAAUACACCAGAACCCUUGAAAUGGACGAAGCUCUAAGUGAACCAGAUCUCUUGGAGAAGUUACGACAAUUAGCAAAACACAAUCAGAUCUGGAGGUCAUAUAUUGGCAUGGGAUACCAUAACUGUCACGUACCAACUACAAUCUUGAGAAAUAUUUUGGAAAAUCCUGGCUGGUACACAUCGUAUACCCCAUACCAACCUGAACUGGCUCAAGGAAGAUUGGAGUCCCUGUUGAAUUUCCAGACAGUGGUCAGUGACCUCACAGGGCUGGAUAUUGCCAAUGCAUCACUACUGGAUGAAGCAACGGCUGCUGCAGAGGCUAUGGCACUUUGUUACAGGCAUAACAAGAAGCCUAAGUUUUUUGUGGAUAAGAAUUGUCAUCCUCAGACUAUUUCCGUUGUGCAGACUAGAGCAAGCACCCUAGGUCCUGAUGGGGAAGGUUUACAAAUAAUCAUUGGUGACAAAGAAUCAUUUGACUUUUCCAAUAAGGAUGUCAGUGGAGUACUCUUCCAAUAUCCAGACAGCAGUGGCAAUAUUGAUGAUUUCUCUGAACUGGUGGAAAAAGCUCAUGAUGUUAAGGCAUUAGCAGUGUGUGCUACAGAUCUUCUUGCCCUCACAAUUCUAAGGCCUCCAGGGGAAUUUGGUUGUGAUAUUGCCAUAGGAUCCACACAAAGAUUUGGUGUUCCCCUUGGUUAUGGUGGACCUCAUGCAGGCUUCUUUGCUGUGCGCAACAAAGGAAACUUAAAUAGAAUGAUGCCUGGAAGAGUGGUUGGUGUAACCAGAGAUUCACAGGGGAAAACAUGUUAUCGAUUGGCACUUCAAACACGUGAACAACACAUCAGAAGAGAGAAAGCUACCAGCAAUAUUUGUACAGCUCAGGCCCUUCUUGCCAAUAUGUCAGCAAUGUAUGCAGUCUACCAUGGGCCAAAGGGAUUGAAAAGCAUAGCCAGACGGAUGCAUAAUGCAACUCUCUUGUUAGCAGAAGGGUUGAAACGUGCUGGACACCAAGUAGAGAAUGAUCUCUUCUUUGACACUUUAAAGGUGACAUCUGGCAUUGGAGAUGUUUCUGACAUUCUUGAGAGAGCUAACCAACGACAAAUUAAUCUGAGAGUGUUUGAUGACAAAGCUGUUGGUGUAUCAUUGGAUGAGACAGUCAAAGAAAAGGACUUGGUUGAUCUUUUGUGGGUGUUUGGCUGUGACAGUUCAGUUGAAUCUUUAGCAGCCAAUAUGGAUGAAGUACCAGAAAAAAGUAUUCUUAACAGCACAUACAAAAGAUUGAGUGACUACUUGACUCACCCUGUUUUUAACAGUUAUCACUCCGAGACAAACAUUGUUCGAUACAUGAAGCUUUUGGAAAACAAAGACAUUUCCUUGUGCCACUCUAUGAUUCCUUUGGGUUCUUGUACAAUGAAGCUUAAUGCCACAACUGAAAUGAUGCCUAUCACCUGGCCGAAGUUUGCUGACAUCCAUCCAUAGGCCCCUGUGGAACAAGCCCAAGGUUAUCGCCGUCUCUACGAAGAACUGGAGAAAGAUUUGUGUGAAAUCACUGGCUUUGAUGCUGUGUGUUUCCAAUCAAACAGUGGAGCACAAGGUGAGUACACUGGUCUGAGAGCCAUCAGAGCUUACCAUGAGCACAAUGGAGAAGAGAACAGAAAGGUAUGCCUUAUCCCUGUGUCUGCACAUGGCACAAACCCUGCAAGUGCUCAAAUGGCUGGUUACCAAGUGCAAGUUGUCAAAGUUGAAGAUAACGGAAAUGUCAGCAUGAGUGACUUGAGGAUGCAGGUUGAGAAGCACAGCAAAGAUUUAGCCGCCAUCAUGGUAACAUAUCCUUCAACUAAUGGAGUCUUUGAAGAAGGAAUCAGGGACAUUUGUGACUUGGUACAUGAGCAUGGUGGACAAGUCUAUCUCGAUGGCGCAAACUUGAACGCUCAGGUUGGAAUCUGCCGGCCAGCGGAUUACGGCGCAGAUGUUAUGCACACCAAUCUCCACAAAACCUUCUGUAUUCCCCACGGGGGUGGGGGACCUGGUAUGGGACCUAUUGGAGUGAAAAAGCAUCUGAUUCCGUUCUUGCCUUCCCACCCCGUCGUUGCACCUCAGAGUUCCAGAGGUGAACGUACCCAUCCAUUUGGAGUCAUCUCAGCCGCUCCAUAUGGGUCCAGUGCUAUUUUACCCAUCUCCUGGUCGUACAUCAAACUUAUGGGCCCCAAAGGACUCGCACAUGCAACUAAGAUUGCUAUCUUGAACGCAAACUACAUGGCCGCCAGACUGAAGGAUCACUAUGAUGUUCUGUUCAUCGGAAAAGACGGUUAUUGUGCCCAUGAGUUUAUUGUUGACGCCAAAGAUUUUAAGAAAUUUGGUAUCGAAGCAAUUGACAUUGCCAAGAGGCUUCAGGAUUAUGGUUUUCAUGCACCCACAGUAUCUUGGCCUGUGAGCACCGCCCUGAUGAUCGAGCCCACAGAGAGCGAAAGCAAAGCUGAGCUGGACAGACUCUGCGAUUCACUCAUAAUGAUCCGCGAAGAAAUCCGUUUCGUAGAAGAAGGUCUGAUAGAUAAGGCGAAUAACCCAAUAAAGAAUGCCCCUCAUACGCAGGAUGUAGUCACAGCAGAUGUAUGGGACAGCCCUUACAGUAGAGAAGUCGCUGCCUUCCCCGCUCCUUGGUUAAAGGGAACUGCAAAAUUCUGGCCAACGUGUUCACGAGUGGACGACAGAUACGGCGACCAACACUUGGUGUGUUCGUGCCCACCACUUGAGAGUUACGAUUAUGAAAAAACCAAGUCUUUUGCUUAAAAAUAUUAACAAUUUAGAGAUGCCAUCCUUUGCGAGCUUCCUUGAAACCUGUGGGAUAUAUUUCUUGCCGUUAUGUACCUGGGAACGCCUGGUUUGGGCAUCUUGAAGAAAGCAAUUGGACAAAUAAUAUCGACAUAUUACUCUAAGAAUUUAUGCAAUUUCCAGAAUUAUCAAUGGCACAGACAUGGAAGCGUUAAUUGUUCGAAAAGUGAAUUGAACACAUCAGGACGAUACCUAGAACGUAGUUCAAUGCGAACACCUCACCUCUCAUGUUCUUUUAUGAGGUUCUACACCGUAUAAAAGCAAAGGAUUGUUUCGGUGGAAGAAAGCCUUCGUACUCAAGCUUUUCAGCUGAUUUUUCUCCAAAAGGUGAAGCUACAAUUGCCAAAACAAGAGGGAGCUACGACACACCACUAAGUUAUUUUUGCAACGUUCAAAGUUAUGUUUACAUCAAAGGAAAGCUUGCAAUAUUAUGUUUUUAGGGUAAAAAGCGUGGAAGUGAUGAAAAUAAAAAUGAGGAAACAGGGAUGAUUGAUAACGGAGUUACAAAAUUGAAAAAUUGGUCUAAAUUUUUCAGCUAAUCUUUUCCGCUCUUCUCGCAUUACUUUCUUUAUCUUUGGCGGAGUACCAUGCGCCUGCGUUUUCUUUGCCAACACUGCUAUUAGGCACGUGACGUGUGUUGCCCAUUAUGACGCAUUGUGUGAAGAGUCUGCUGUCAUUUGGGGAAAUGACUCUUCGUGUUUUGAUAUAUUGUAGGAGAGGAUAGUCAUCCUCUUCUAUUUUCAUUGAUUAUAGAUUUUAACGGUUGCAUGCGCUAAUAAGACUAAUAUGACAAUGGAAUUAAUAGAAAAGAAAAGAUUCUUAUA